AUGGUAUUCCAGAAAGAGCAACUUGAUAUUUACUUGGUGCCUAGUGGAUUGCUCAUAAUGUUUGCUUACCAUUUCUUUCUUCUACAAAGAUACAUCAAGAAUCCACACACCACAGUCUUUGGCUUUGAGAACAAUGACAAAAUAGCUUGGGUUCAAAAAAUCAUGCAGACCGAAAAUCGGGAUGUUCAGACAGCCUUAGAUGUUCUAUCAUCAAAUAAUUCAGGAGCAACAUUCUUGGCAACUGUCUGUUUAACUAUGAGCUCUCUAAUUGGAGCAUGGAUGGCAAAUAGUUCAACUAUUUUUAUGAGUGAAUUGAUAUAUGGUGAUACAAGGCCAGCCACGAUGUCUAUUAAGUACAUAAGCCUUCUUGUUUUUUUCUUGGUGGCAUUUUCAUGUUUUGUUCAAUCAUCAAGAUGUUUCAUCCAUGCAAAUUACCUAAUUAGUAUACCAAAUAGUGAAGUACCUUCAAGCUAUGUGGAACUGGCUGUGAUAAGGGGAAGUGAUUUUUGGUCUAUUGGUCUUAGAGCUCUUUAUUUUGCUAUCACUUUGUUGUUAUGGUUUUUUGGUCCAAUUCCCAUGUUUGUUGCUUCAAUUGGGAUGGUUUUUCUUCUUAAUUAUCUUGACACCAACAAGAGUCCAUUGCUACAACAUUCUUCCUGCUAACAUAGAGGAAAGGCUGUUACUUGUCAGGUCAAUUUGUAAAAAAUUUGAAUUUUAAAGUAAUAUCAGCAAUAUGAGCUAAAGCUUCAUUUAGUUUGGAUAAAUAGCUCAUGAAUAU
Molecule: messenger RNA, 778 nt
Organism: Lycium ferocissimum
Lineage: Eukaryota; Viridiplantae; Streptophyta; Magnoliopsida; Solanales; Solanaceae
Exons: 2
Coding region: 1-663 (220 amino acids)
Source: RefSeq, a predicted model, not a curated record